CGUUUACAGCUGCUGUUUACGACGAGCGUAAAAAGUUACCGUUUUUUGACGUAUUUAGUUGGUGAACGGCCGUUUGCUGCCGAGCGUCAUUGACCUGGGUGAGAUUCUGUUAUAGAGAAUCAAGCAUUAUUAGCAGCACUUCAAGAAUCCAAAUUUGGUAAAAGUUUAACCAAUAAUGAUCGUCAAGCAGCAGCUGAUCUUUUAACAUCAAUAUUAGAUGACGAAUUUUUAUUUAUGAUACACUUUCAUUAUGAUUUACACGAAUGUGUAUUAGGUGAGAUAAUUUCUAUUGUUUCUUGCGAUUAUUUUAUUUCAAUUAUAGGUGAUUUAACAAAAAUCGUUCAGAACGAUGAUUUACCAUAUUUUACUUUUAUGAACAUAUUAAAUGAAAAACAAAUUAUUUUAAACAAUUGGUUGUUGCAAAAAAAAGAAUUACAACCUGUUCUUGGUCCAUCAUUAACCGAAUACGUCAACCACAUGAAGAAGAACAAUUCUUAUGGUGCUUUUUCAAUUGCUGCAACUGAUCGUUUAAAAAUGUAUAGUGAGUGUUUCACUCAUAUUAGUCAAUUAUUAUUAGAAAUAGAUCAGAGAUUUAAACCGUCAAAAGUUCAACAAUCAUUUGCUGUUUUAUUCGAACCUGAUUAUCUGAUUCAAAACAAAGAUCAAGUUUCUAAAUCUAAUUAUGGUCGUCAAGAACUCGAAUAUCUUUUGUACAAAUAUAAAAAUCUUACUGGUUUUAAUGUGUCUCAAUGUCGAAAUGAAUGGGAAAUUAUAAAAAUAUCAUUAAGUGAAUUUGUAUCAAAUAAUCAACAGCAAAAUUCGAGAAGAAAAUUUUGGAAAUCGUUUAUAAUGUGGAAAGAAGCUAUUGAUUACUCCUUUCGUGAACGGCACAAAAAUCUUUUAAUACUAUUAUCUAUUUAUUUAAUAUCACCAAUUAAUUCCUGUGAAUGUGAACGUGGAUAUUCAGUCUCUAAUCGUAUUCAAACAAAUGGUCGUUCAAAAAUAAUGAUCAAUACUCUUGAUGUGUUAAUGAAUGUAAGAUUACUUUUUCCACAUGAUUUACGAAGUGAUCAAUGUCGGAAUAUUAUUGAACGAGCUUAUAAAUCGUGGAGUGGACGAGAUGAAAAUCGUCGAAUUAAUCGCGCAAAAUUAAUUGUUGAUGUACCUGAUGAUUAUAUUGCAGUAAAACAAAAACGUUCUGCUGGUAAACAAAAACGACACCUUACAACAACUAAUGAUUGUCCAAUUAAACCGACAAAACAAAAAACUAAAGCUAUUAAAUGCGCCAAUGGUUGUGGUAAGUGUAUUGCUGAUAAUGAUCCAACAGAAAUACAUGCAAUUCAAUGUUGUCAUCAAAACGAGUAUUAUGAUUGGGUUGAAGAUAACUGUUCUCGAUGGUUAUGUAAUACUUGUCGUAUUAAAUUAGGAAUUUCAACUGAAUCAACUACAUGGUUUUGCGAAGAUUGCAUCGACAUGCAUGAAGAAGAAGAAGAAGAAGAACAAUAG
Molecule: messenger RNA, 1506 nt
Organism: Rotaria sp. Silwood2
Lineage: Eukaryota; Metazoa; Rotifera; Eurotatoria; Philodinida; Philodinidae
Source: the annotation of a GenBank genome assembly